Messenger RNA from Ruditapes philippinarum (Manila clam), 787 nucleotides. RefSeq lists its product as uncharacterized. Lineage: Eukaryota; Metazoa; Mollusca; Bivalvia; Venerida; Veneridae. The record is from RefSeq and is a predicted model, not a curated record.
CUACCGGAAGUCCUGGUGACGGAAUAGAUAAUGACUGUGACGGACUUAUUGAUGAAGAACAUUGUUCGGAUAGUGCUGUACCGGGCACUAUUGAUUAUGACAUCGAUGGCAGGCUACACGAAGAUUGCGCUAAUGGAACACACACAACACUGCGUGUUCUAGACCUGUCGAUUCCAGAUGCAAUGGUUUCUUGUAACUCAUCUUCAGUAAACGUCAGUGUGGGACAUAAUGACACAGAUGGUGGUAUCGUUAUAAGUGGCACAAACUCUACGGAUGAUUCUGCAGAUAGCAUAGGCCCAGCCAUCCAAGUAUCAGGGUCAGCACCAUCAUUUGAACCAUUAACAGUCAUUGGUGCAGACAUAAACAUGGACGGAUUGUCCGAUUUACCAGUAGAAACGUGCCGUACAGAGUGCCUAUGUCCGUGUGGAUGGGUGACGGUGCCACGGAACUAUACGCAGGAGGAACUUGAUGAGUCCGUUGUAGAAAUACAGGAGAAAUUAAAAGUGAAGGAAAACGAACUCAGUGCAGUGAUUCGUACGAAGACAAGCGCCACCGACGACAGGCCGUCGGCUACUGCGGUAGGGGUUGUUGGUUUAGUCUUUCUUAUUGCGGCAUUAGGGUCGAUUGCUCUGUUGGACUUCGCCGCCUUGAUUAACGACAUACGGAUUCUUUGUAGGACGAUCAAAGCAUUCAUAACGUCUUAAAAUAACACGCAUUAAGACAUUUCAAUGCUUAUUUUUAAAGUAUAAGAAAAGGAUUUAAAUGCUAAAACUUUUUGAAAUGAACA